Molecule: messenger RNA, 2920 nt
Organism: Pteropus alecto (black flying fox)
Lineage: Eukaryota; Metazoa; Chordata; Mammalia; Chiroptera; Pteropodidae
Gene: IL12B
Product: interleukin 12B
Exons: 8
Coding region: 889-1878 (329 amino acids)
Biological process (GO): cytokine-mediated signaling pathway; immunoglobulin mediated immune response
Cellular component (GO): external side of plasma membrane; membrane
Molecular function (GO): protein binding; cytokine receptor activity
Source: RefSeq, a predicted model, not a curated record
UAGGUGUGUGAGCAAAUGAGUGUUAGGGUAUACGCUGGGCGUCUAAGUGGGUAAUGCCUUGGAUGUGACUUGGGUUGUCUCUGCUUGCCUGUAAAGAUUUCACUUUCCGCUCUAUGGGCUAGUAUCUAUGAGCGUCGGCCGUGUCUCUACACAUUUGAAUCUUAUUAACAGUACACAUAUUUUUCAUCCUCCCUAGGGCUGUGUCUGUAUGAAUGUGCAGGAGUCAGUGAGGAUGUGCAGGAGUGUCUGUGGGGGGCGGGGGGGUGCAUGGAGGCACAAUGGAUGGUAAUAUAUUUCCGAAAUCCAUAUGUGGGCAAGGGUGCCCCAGAUAUACUAAACCUUUUGUCCUUCAUCUCAUCCUCUGACUUAAGAAGAACCAUAGAUUUUGCAUUGGGGCCCUCUAGCUUACAAUUGCCCCAUCCUGGCCUGAACUCAGCCUCCUGUGAGGCCUCAGCCUCCUUCGUGACCACUCCUUGGCCUGCCUUCUCCAAUCUGCAUAGUUCAGGGAGGCUGUCUACUGCUAUCUCUAAGCACAUUGGCCAUGAUGUCAACCCAAAGAAAAACAGUUGUCCAUCUCCUUCCUUUUUCCCCACCCAAAAGUCAUUUCCUCUUAGUUCAUUACCUGGGAUUUUGAUGCUAUGUUUCCUCAGACUUAUUGAUACACACAGAAGGAAAAAAAAAAAAAAGGAACUUCUUGAAAUUCCCCCAGAAGGUUUUGAGAGCUGUUUUCAGUGUUGCAACUUGAAACAAGUCAGCUUCUAGUUUAAGUUUCUAUCAGAAAGCUCGGUAGGAGUAGGGUAUAUAAGCUCCAGUAGCAGCAGCAGCAACAGAAGAAGAAGUAACAACCGUUUCAUACCCAGCAAACUCUGCAGCUCAGCCAGAAACAAGAUGCUUCAGCAGCAGUUGGUCCUCUCCUGUUUUUCCCUGGUUUUACUGGCAUCACCCCUUCUGGCCAUAUGGGAACUGGAGAAAGAUGUUUAUGUUGUAGAGUUGGAUUGGUACCCUGAUGCCCCUGGAGAAAUGGUGGUCCUCACCUGCGAUACCCCUGAAGAAGAAGGCAUCACCUGGACCUCAGACCAGAGCAGUGAGGUCUUAGGCUCUGGCAAAACCUUGACCAUCCAAGUCAAAGAAUUCGGAGAUGCUGGCCAGUACACCUGUCACAAAGAGGGCAAGAUUCUGAGCCAGUCUCUCCUGCUGCUUCACAAAAAGGAAGAUGGCAUUUGGUCCACUGAUAUUUUAAAGGACCAGAAAGAACCCAAAAAUAAGACCUUUCUAAAAUGUAAAGCAAAGAAUUAUUCUGGACAUUUCACCUGCUGGUGGCUGACUGCAAUCAGUGCUGAUUUGAAAUUCAGUGUCAAAAGCAGCAGAGGCUCCUCUGACCCCCGAGGGGUGACGUGUGGAGCAGCGACACUCUCAGCAGAGAGGGUCAGAGUGGACAACAGGGAGUAUAAGAAGUACACAGUGGCGUGUCAAGAGGGCAAUUCGUGCCCCGCCGCUGAGGAGAGCCUGCCCAUUGAGGUCUUGGUGGAUGCUGUUCACAAGCUCAAGUAUGAAAACUACACUAGCAGCUUCUUCAUCAGGGACAUCAUCAAACCAGACCCACCCAAGAACCUGCAGCUAAAGCCAUUAAAGAAUUCCCGGCAUGUGGAGGUCAGCUGGGAGUACCCCGACACCUGGAGCACCCCACAUUCCUACUUCUCCCUGACAUUUUCUCUUCAGGUCCAGGGCAAGAACAAGAGAGAAAAGAAAGAUAGACUCUUCGUGGAUCAGACCUCAGCCAAGGUAACGUGCCACAAGGAUGCCAUGAUCCGCGUGCAAGCUCGGGACCGCUACUAUAGCUCAUCCUGGAGUGAAUGGGCAUCAGUGUCCUGCAGUUAGGUUCUACUCCCAGAAUGAAAUCUUGGAAGAAAAGUGGAAAAUAUGUAAAAGUUUUAAAAGACAUGAUCUAAUAGACCCCAAAAAGAUAUUUUCUACCUAAUUAGCAUUUUUUAGGAUCAUAGUGAUGUCUUUGCUGUAUUUUUAUAUUUAAAUUCUAAAUGCCCACUGAAACAAUCAGCUAAUUUAUUUAUAGAGUUUCCAACUUGCAAGUGCUAUUUAAGUAAUUUAUGUAUUUAUUUAUUAUGGUUAUUUAAUGUUUUUGUGCCAAGAUAUAUGUUUUACACUCUCAUGACCUGAUCCAUAAGGAAUGGGCCCUAUUAUGCAAAAUGUGAAUUUAUAUGUUAUUUAUACUGACAACUUUUCAACUGAGGCUGCCAGGGCAUCGGUUUUAUGACAACCAGUAAGAACACAAUGUUCUGAUGCCAGCAUCAUAAUAUGUUUAUGAUGGAUGAGAACACAAGAGAUAAUUAAAUAGACAUGGAGACAGGAACCCACUUGAGGAGAUGUUAGUUCCCAUAUCCAUGAAGACUCCUUGAAGUGGUGCUGGUAAUCCAGGGCCGCCUGCACUUCUAAGCAAGUUUAAUCGUUGGAUGCUUGUAUUUAGAAAGGGCUAAAAAAAAAUUUUUUUUUUAAAGAUUAAAAUUGAAGUUCGGCUUCAGCCUCUGUGGCAGUCCCUGCCCCAUCUAUCUGUAAGACAUAGGAGAGUGACAUAGAGACCUCAUAAGUGUCUGGGAUGUAAAAAGAUCGUACGAUUCAAGAGGGAAGACAAGUGUAGUUAUGGCUAAGGACAUAAAAUUGUCAGAAUUGCCAGUUGCUCCUUAAUAGCCACUCAAGAAAAGCAGACAGAUACAUAGAAAUGAUCAACAAUCACUUACUGGUCAGCGUGAGUGAACCUGACAAGCAGACAUGACCGGAAAGUGCCCAAACAUCGAGGUGCUACUAUUAAGUAAUGAAUGUGCUUUCUGUGAAGUGAUUCCAUUGGUUUUCUGUUUACUUAUUUAUUUUUACAUUCUGAUGAUGAAUUAAUAAAAAUGUAACAUUU